AUGGCUACCUCACAAGUUUCUUCAAAAUUCAAUCAAUUCCUAAACCAUCCAGCAGGUCCAAAAACGAUUUUCUUUUGGGCUCCAAUGUUUAAAUGGGGAUUAGUGAUUGCAGGUAUCAAAGACUUAAGUAGACCGGUUGAAAAAUUAUCUCUUUCUCAAAACAUUGCUUUGGCAGCUACAGGUUUGAUUUGGGUCAGAUACUCAUUCGUAAUCACACCUGUGAAUUAUUCAUUAGCAAGUGUGAAUUGUUUUGUGGGAGCAACUGGUUUGACUCAACUUUAUCGGAUUUGGGAGUAA
Molecule: messenger RNA, 297 nt
Organism: Melampsora larici-populina 98AG31
Lineage: Eukaryota; Fungi; Basidiomycota; Pucciniomycetes; Pucciniales; Melampsoraceae
Exons: 5
Coding region: 1-297 (98 amino acids)
Biological process (GO): pyruvate import into mitochondria
Cellular component (GO): mitochondrial inner membrane
Molecular function (GO): pyruvate transmembrane transporter activity
Source: RefSeq, a predicted model, not a curated record